Molecule: messenger RNA, 3370 nt
Organism: Tachysurus fulvidraco (yellow catfish)
Lineage: Eukaryota; Metazoa; Chordata; Actinopteri; Siluriformes; Bagridae
Product: semaphorin-7A-like
Exons: 13
Coding region: 47-1918 (623 amino acids)
Biological process (GO): negative regulation of axon extension involved in axon guidance; negative chemotaxis; integrin-mediated signaling pathway
Molecular function (GO): semaphorin receptor binding; chemorepellent activity; integrin binding
Source: RefSeq, a predicted model, not a curated record
GUAUAAAUGUCUCUCAUGGCCCAGAUGGAGCCAGUGUAUACUGAAGAUGGCAUUCAGAGAAGCAAACACUUUACUUUUAGCAUUAAUUUGGAUGACAGUUUUCAGAGUCUCACUUGGGAGUCAUCACUUUACACCGCGGAUCAAAGUGAACAGAGAAAAUGGAGCUUUUCUUACAUUAAACACAUCAAAUGCCCACACGAUUGAUAACCUGAGGCUGAUCCAGGAUUCCCGCAGAGUAAAUAUCUAUGCCGGAGGACCUCAGGGCCUGUUCAUGUUCGAUCCAAGAAUAAAACAUCCAACAUUGACGGAGGUGAAAUUGCCCAUAUUAGAACCUGAAUGCAUGAACAGUUCUACUAAUUGUGAAUAUGAAAUCUCCAUGCUGAAAGAGGGGAGGAACGGAAACCCACUGUUCCUGUGUAGAACUACAGAACAUCACACAAACUGCUGUGAUGUGGAACGUUUAGGACUUUCUAGUUCAGAGCACAAGCUGGUGAACUGCUUCAUCUUGAGGUAUCCAACACAAAUCAAUGAGCCGUCUGUUCAUGUUGAUGAUUCUCUAUAUUACACGAUCUCAGAUCUGGACACAGAUUUUCCCAGCGGCCUCUACAGACAGACCAGAGAUAAAUACAUCUGGCCGCUGGCAAGACCAAUUGAGCAGAGGCAUGUAAAAAUCUUAGCAAAUAAAGGGAAUGGAUCACUGGAUGGAAAAGUCUACUCCUUCUACAUAGAGCAGAACCAGAACCAGAACUUGGACCUGCCUCACUGGAUACCUCGAGUUUCUCAGAUCUGCAUGGCGGAUCUUGGUGGCAGUAGAGCAAUACUGCAGUUCCGCUGGACAUCCAUGCUGACUGCUCGCCUGUUCUGUGGAGAUGAGAAGAAGCGUCUCUCGUAUACCGAGCUGCUGGACGUUGUUGUGCUGGAAGCUACGGAAUGGGAAAACACCACGAUUUACGCUCUCUUCAAAAAUACCUACAACUUGAGAGCCGUGUGCAUUUACAAAAUGUCUGACAUCAUUCGCGUCUUCAUGAACAACACAUUCACAGCAGCAGAAAAGGAGUCUUUUUCUUCACCUCUUCCUGGAGAGUGUGUACAAAACAGUCCUACAUUACGGUCAAACAUUCUGAAGUUUAUGGAAAGUCUUCCUGAGCUGGAGCAGUGGAUUAAACCUGUACGAGACCCUGUGGUGUUCAAGAACAACUAUCACUACACACACCUCCAGGUGGACACUCUUGUGGACAGGAAGUCAGGACAUAGCCAUCAUGUUCUCUUCAUGAGUCUCGACAAUGGCAAUGUACAUAAAAUCCUGGACCAGGAGGACAAGCCCUUUAUCAUCGCCGAGUACAAGCUCUUUAAAUCCAGGACACACAUCACCAGCAUGCUGCUCGACAGAGUAACUAAAAAGCUCUUUGUGAGCUCCAGCACUGAGGUGGUCCAGAUUGACCUGUCCAACUGCAGCAUGUACGGGAAAGACUGUAAGUCGUGUGUCAUGGCCCGGGACCCGUAUUGCAGCUGGCACUCGGGGGAGUGUUCGGCUGAUGAUAGAUCCUCAAUACAAGAUGUAACCCAUGGAAGCCACACGACAUGUGAUGAUGACAAAGAAGGCAAAACAGACGUCUCUGAGAGCGUCCCUCAAUACUCUAAAUACUACCUUAAAUGUCCAGUGGAAUCCUAUCAUGCCUCAUAUUCAUGGCACCACCAGGACAGUAGGAAGGACUGCGUCUCAACUGAACAUGACUGUCUUUUGCUGAUCGACAGCAUGAGCGAAAAGGACGAAGGCGAUUAUCAGUGCAUCGCUUCGGAGAACGGCUACCAGAAGACGGUGGUCCAUCAGAAGCUGCAGAUGAACGGCGCCUCUGAGACCAGAGCGACUCGAGUAGCUUUAGCGUGCCUUCUGUUCCUGAUCUCUGUGAUCUGCUAGUGCUGUUCCUGUGUUCUGGGAACUGAAAUACAUUCAAACAAACAAAAAACUCAGAAGACCCUAGUCCUGGAUGAGUAGACUGAACCAGACCAUGUGCUUUACUAACACUGAGAUUCUUCCUGUAUACACCAGUGUUACCACAUCUUCCACUUCUUUGUUGCACUCGAGGUGUGUGACUCGACUCAUGAAGCCCAGAGAAUGACCAAUACUUACGAUUGCUUCAUUACAGUGUCCACAAGUUUCCACAAGAACAGAGGAAAAUACAAUUUUACACCAUCACAAACUGUAAAAUCACAUGUAUAUAGUUUCAACAGUGUUGCAAGUUAUAAUGAACCAUUAAUAGCAUUUGCACUUUGUAGUUUAAUUAGAUUAGUUUUUCUAUUUUUUUAAGACCAAAAAGAAGAAAAAUCAGUCUGUUGUGAAGCGUAUGAAUGUGUCACACAUGAACCUCAUCAGGAUUUAUUUAUGAUUUAAUAUUUUGGAUGGACGGACGGUUUCUCAAACCCAGCAGUGAUUCUGAGAUGUUUGUGAGUCCAGAGCACAUGUAAAGAAGAUAAGAAGAGCAUGAAAAGGUGCAGCAUGGGAAAUAUCUUCAUGGACAGCAGAUUGAUUAUAUGGGAUUAUUACUGUAUACAGUGUAAACGGAGUGAGGAGGAACUUUCGGAAAUAAUUUAUUCGAUUUAUUCGGAAAAUAAGGAAGCGGGCUGCAGGUGGAGAAGUAAACAAAACAUUCCACAUGAGUCAUUUUGGAUUAUGGUGUAAUUAAGUGAGCAAAUUAUCUUUAUUAUUUUUAUAUAUACUGUAUAUAUCUCACAUGAUGUACUGAAGACAGGUUGAAGGUUGAAUUCUUGAUUCUGAUUGGUCAGAAGGUGUUGAUUAUUUUUAUUUUAUUUUGACUAUAACCAGAUAGGAACUGUGUCAGUGCUGUGUGAUUUAAAUAAAUAAAUAUGUAUGUAUGUAUGUAUGUAUGUAUGUAUGUAUGUAUGUAUGUAUAAAAAUAGACCUCUAUCUGUUUCUUAGGAGCGUGAAUGUAGAGAGUCUGAAAUAAAAUGAAAAAGAAAAACAGGAUUAGAAACAGGGAAGUGACCGAGUUAUUACUCACAGGUUCCUUUCUAAUGACUGGAAGGAGAAAAAUUUGAAAAAGCUUAAAAAUUUGGAUAGAUCGAUAAAUAGAUAUUAACAUUAUUGUUUUAAAUUGGAUUGCCAGAGCUUUGUCUAUUUUUUUAUAUUACUCAUUAUUUGUUACAUAAUAUCAUGUUUCUGUCAAUGCUUCAGUAAUAAGAGCUUAACAAGAGUUUAACAAAUAAAAAUAAAUAAAUGUCAUUCCUUUUAGCUAAUUUUAUUAAAACUGUUUAACAAUAAUUUGGUCUACUGUAUGUUACAGUCAUUUAAGGGAAAUGAAAAAGUCUGAAUUGUUUAUUACAGAUGCAGCUAUAAAACCAUUUAAACUCA